UGUUGCUGGUACUGUAGAGGCCUCUGUUAUUGUAUCGGAGGCAGAAAAGAUGCGUUCAAUGUGCCUAUGAUUUAUCCGCAAUGGAAAACAGCAUCAGCAUCAGAAUCAGAAUUCCCGCACGGGAGUAUAAACAAUCUAAAUUAAAACAGUUUGAAAUAUGCGCUGCUCAAAUUAGGAACGCAACCGAACGUUGACGCGGAAAAAUGCUUUCAUUUUUUACAAUAUUACGUUGAGAAUAAUAUUUGCACAAAACCAAAAAAAAAAAUUAACUGUUCUAUAUAAUUAAAAAAAAAAAACAAAAUUCGGUGAAAAUUUUCAGUAAUUCAGAAAAUGAGUAUUGGGAAAAUGCUGAAGAUAAACGCGAGCAUACGACAUUUGCGCAAUACGACAUAGAAAUUCUUAUACGAAAAUUGAGGUACAGAAUGCGAUCAGCUCGCAAGUGAAAUUAUUUUCUAAAGAAAUGUAUACAGAAUUAAAUGUGAAAAUAUCUUAGAAAAAUCUGCUAAAGUGUAUGUAAAAUAAAAUCUUAGAAAAGUGUACCAAUCAAGUGAAUAUAGUCAUAGUAAAUACAGAAAAUUAUUACAAAAUUAACUACAAGGUGUGCGUCGAUAUGAAGAGAAUUUUUAUAUAACGCAUUUGAAUAGAAAAAGAUAUAUACAAAAUCGAAGGUACGAGUAAGAUUUACUGCUGUCACAAUUGUUCUGGAAGUACAUACGAAUCAGUACUACGAAAUGUCAGAAUAUGUGGGAACUGUACCAAAAUUUCACUCUCUAAUACACUGAGCUACACUAAUGGAAUACUCAACUCAAACGAAGAUACAUUUUUCAGUAUUUAUUGUCACCAAAUAAAUUUUACUUGCGUAAACUCUUGCAGAGCACAUAAAUCAAUCAAAAAUGUAGAAAAAAUUAAUGACAUACACAAAUGAAUGGUCCAGAAAAUCCUAAUUAAAACAUAUAAAUUCAUUCAUUUCCGUUUGUAAGGUGAUCAACUUUGCAAUAAACGAUCGAACAUCAAAGAUCUCACAAUAUAAUAUCAAGGAAACUUAGGCAAGAACAGAUAAGUACAUAAAAAAACACAUGUUGCUGCUGCUCUUAUAUAUUUCAAAUACAAAUCCACAACAACUUUUAUAUACAAUAAAUUAAAAAGGAAUAGAAGUUUCAAAUUAAAAGACCUAAAGUGGAUUUCCGGUGAAUCAAAUCACACAACAAAAAUCUAAGCCAAAUCGUACGACGAAACCAUACACUGAACACAUGUGUCAACGUGUACACUGUACCCCUUACGAACAAACAUAAACUCUUAUAAAUUACCACACAGCAUAGAUACAUACAAAAGAUACUUCUCAUAGUUUAAAAAUAUAUACUGCGACCGAUAUAUACUUGCCGCGUGGCACGCUAAAAAUGGCUGGAACACUCGAGCAGUCUGCUGCAAGCAAUAACAGCAGUAAUAGUGAUAGUGCACAUCACUGGAAGAGAUGCAAGCAUUUAAGCAACGGUUGCAUUGCAGAUAACAGGAACAGCUACAGUCAGAAACCACAACCGCACAACAUAAAUUACAAAAAUAAACUACUGGAAAGUGAAAGCGUUGGUGCAAGCUCCUCUGUGACCGUAACACACGUCACACUGAAAAUGUUGCUGAUCUGCGCGCUCUUAUUUUGCUUGCUGCACGCACCCACGAAUGCAUUGGCUCGUAAGCCCACAUCACAAGAACUGGGCGACGAUGAGUUUAACAUGGAUCUACGAAAACGCAAUACACAAGCAGCAAACAGCACGGAGUAUGUAGAACAGGAGAAACCGACAGAAUACCCGCCGCGUUUCAAGAAUCCAAAAGUAUUAAGCAAUAUAUUGGUGAAGCCGUCUGGUAGUUUCAUACAACUGAACUGUGCAGCAGUAGGAGUUCCGGAACCGAACAUAACGUGGACACGUAAUAAAACUAUAAGCCUACGCUCAUUUCAAGGUCGUAUCAAGCGAAAUAAGUGGUCAAUCAUUAUAGAGGAUCUGGUGCCUGACGACUCUGCUGAAUAUAGCUGCAAAGUGUGUAAUUCCUUAGGUUGUAUAGAGCAUAUCACGAAACUAAUUAUAAAUGAUCGUGUCAAUCAUAAGCCCAUAGUAUUGACUGCUCCAGCAAACUUGACAAUUCUCUUGAAUGGCAGUGGACAAAUGGAAUGCAACUAUUUAUCCGACUUACACAGCAAGAAGGCAUGGACAUUUACACCAUGCAAUAGUUCUGCUGGUUGCUCUGUGAAUCGUACAUUUAUUAAAGAAGAUGUCGAUAUAUUGGAAUUUAAAAAUGUGACAAUGGAAGAUGAAGGUUGGUAUACUUGUCUUGGCAUAAAUAGCCUGGGUCAGACCCAAAGUAGCGCAUAUCUGCGCGUGGUAAAUGGUUCGCAAUUGGAACCUAAUGUUACAAUGGUCUCCAAAAUUUUACGUGGAAGUGCCGUUUGGAUAAUUAUUGGUUUUACAAUAUUGCUAGCAGCACUUCUAGCGAUAUUUGUAUUUUAUGUAAAUCGCAAAUCGAAACAUGAGAAACUCCUCAAACAACGCAUAGAAACCGUACAUCAAUGGACAAAAAAAGUUAUCAUUUAUAAACCUUCUAGUGGGGACUCUAGCAGUUCGAUGGACACAAUGAUAAUGCCUGUUGUUAAAAUUGAGAAGCAACGCACCACGGUAUUACAAAGCUCCAACGCUGAACCAGCACCAUUCAAUGAAUAUGAAUUUCCGUUGGACUCUAACUGGGAGCUACCAAGAUCACAACUUGUAUUGGGCGAUACACUCGGUGAAGGCGCUUUUGGACGUGUAGUAAUGGCCGAAGUAAAUAAUUCAAUUGUCGCCGUUAAAAUGGUGAAAGAAGGACACACAGACGACGAUAUUGCAAGCUUGGUACGUGAAAUGGAAGUCAUGAAAAUAAUCGGAAAGCAUAUCAACAUUAUUAAUUUGCUGGGUUGCUGCAGCCAAAACGGACCACUGUAUGUUAUCGUUGAAUUUGCACCGCAUGGUAAUCUCAAGGAUUUUCUUUACAAAAAUCGUCCUGCUUCUAUGAAAGAAUUUGCAGAUCAACAGAAUUCACCAAAGCAUUACCUUACUGAAAAACAUUUAAUAUCAUUUGCUUUCCAAAUAGCACGUGGAAUGGAGUAUCUGGCUUCUCGGCGUUGCAUACACCGUGACUUAGCAGCGCGUAAUGUGCUCGUCAGCGAUGAUUAUGUUAUGAAAAUUGCAGAUUUCGGUUUGGCACGCGACAUACAGGUUACAGAUUACUACCGAAAAAAUACUAACGGCCGUCUCCCAAUUAAGUGGAUGGCGCCAGAGUCGUUGCACGAUAAAUUUUAUGAUUCCCAGAGUGAUGUCUGGUCUUAUGGCAUACUGUUGUGGGAAAUAAUGACUUUUGGCGCGCAACCAUACCCAACGAUUAUGUCAGCAGAAGAAAUCUAUAACUAUCUGAUGUCUGGUCAACGUAUGGAAAAACCUCCUAAAUGCUCGUUAAAUAUUUAUAUGCUGAUGAGGCAAUGCUGGCAUUUCGAUGCUUCUGCACGCCCUACUUUCUCCGAAAUUGUUGAAAAUUUGGACAAGUUAUUACUAGCGAACGAGGAUUACUUAGACGUUGCUAUAGCCAACUUAGAGACACCACCUUCUUCGGGUGAUGAGGGAUCAGAUGUGGAAUCAACUCGUUAUCAUUAUAAAUAGACGAAGCAAAAAAAAAGUGGAUAAAUAAAUUGGCAUAUUUGCACUGCGGGAAAAGGUGAAAAACUAAAAGUGUAUAGUUGUGUAAUUUUCAAAGACGCAAUUUAAAUUGUGAUGGAUUUGAGUGUGGUGGAAAAUUAAAAAUUAUGUGAUCACCGUAUUUGCACUAUGGUGAAUACAAAAAAGAAGUUAAAAUUAAAGUAUAGAGUGCUUCUACCAUUGAGGAAUUGUAAAUAAUUUUUUAUAAGCUUAAUAAUAAUAAUUAUUUUAAUAGAAACUUUAAGGUGUUUUAGCAAAUAACUGCAAUUUAAAAAUAAUUGCAAAGAAAAAGUAUUUUUAAAGUCUGUUAAAUGUCUCUUGUCAUUAUAAUUUACCAA
Teleopsis dalmanni is the source of this 4051-nucleotide messenger RNA. Its product is annotated as fibroblast growth factor receptor homolog 1-like. The transcript has 2 exons. Gene Ontology annotation, cellular component: membrane; signaling receptor complex. Lineage: Eukaryota; Metazoa; Arthropoda; Insecta; Diptera; Diopsidae. The record is from RefSeq and is a predicted model, not a curated record. The coding region runs from base 1398 to 3677 and encodes 759 amino acids. Gene Ontology annotation, molecular function: fibroblast growth factor receptor activity; ATP binding. Gene Ontology annotation, biological process: positive regulation of cell population proliferation; multicellular organism development; fibroblast growth factor receptor signaling pathway.